CUUGAACCAGAGCGUGUUUCCCUUCUCACACCGCACCAAACAACUCUACCGCCACCUUUCUCCUCCUCCUCCUCCCACCUUGCUCUAUCCUGCGCACCCCCCUGCCCCCUCCGUGUAUCCUGCGCACCCCCUGGUCCUCAGCUAUGGCGAAAGACGGCGGUUCCAUCUCGGACGGCCUCCUGAGGAAGAUCCUCCUUUCGUACGCCUACGUAGGCCUCUGGAUCUUCCUCAGCUUCACCGUCAUUGUCUACAACAAGUAUAUCCUGGACCCCAAAAUGUACAAUUGGCCUUUCCCCAUUUCCCUAACCCUCAUCCACAUGGCCUUCUGCUCCUCCAUCGCCUUCUUCCUCAUCCGCAUCCUCAAGGUUGUGGAGCCCGUCUCAAUGUCUCGUCAGCUCUACAUCUCCUCCGUCGUCCCCAUCGGCGCUCUCUACUCCCUUAGCCUCUGGCUCUCCAAUUCCGCCUACAUUUACCUCUCCGUCUCCUUCAUCCAAAUGCUCAAAGCCCUCAUGCCCGUCGCCGUCUACACCAUCGGCGUCGUCUUCAAGAAAGAGGCUUUCAAGUCCGACACCAUGUGUAACAUGCUCUCCAUCUCUCUCGGCGUCGCCGUUGCCGCCUACGGCGAGGCCCGAUUUGAUUCCUGGGGGGUUUGUCUUCAGCUGGGUGCGGUUGCCUUUGAGGCGACUCGGUUGGUCUUGAUCCAGAUUUUGUUGACCAGCAAGGGCAUUUCGCUCAACCCCAUCACUUCUCUCUACUACGUUGCACCUUGUUGUUUGGUGUUUUUGUUGGUGCCCUGGAUUUUCGUGGAGUUGCCCAUAUUGAAGAACAAUUCGAGUUUUCAAUUUGAUUUUGUGAUAUUCGGUACCAAUUCCUUCUGCGCAUUUGCCUUGAAUUUGGCUGUAUUUUUGCUUGUGGGGAAGACAUCGGCAUUGACGAUGAAUGUGGCCGGAGUGGUGAAGGAUUGGCUGUUGAUUGCUUUUUCUUGGUCGGUGAUAAAGGACACGGUGACGCCGAUCAAUUUGUUUGGAUACGGUUUGGCAUUUUUGGGAGUUGGGUAUUACAAUCAUUCAAAAUUGCAGGCAUUGAAGUCGAAGGAGGCUCAGAAGAAGACCACCCAGACAGAUGAGGAAGCCGGGAGGUUGUUGGAGGACAGGGAAGGGGAAGCGGCUGGGAAGAAGAGCGAUUCUGAGGCGUAAUUGCAUAGCUAAUUUAGAAGAAAAGUCGGAGAAAAUAAAAUCCAAGGGACUGAAAGGAAUUGGAAUUAGAGGCGAAAGAAAUCAUGGGUUUCGCCUUUUUUUUAAGAUCUUCGGAUGAAUGUGGGUUCAUUCGGUAUGUGAUUUAGUCUAUCCAUUUCCUGUGUUAAUUGUGGCUGUUUCUUCGUGAUAUUAGGAAUUCAGGAUUCCCAUUUGCAUGAGAUGCUUGUAGCCAAUUUGUGUAUUUUAGUAGAGAUGGAAUCUUGAAUACCCUGUACUUUUUUUUUUUCAGAUUUAUCUUUCUCUCGUCUUUGUAGGAAUUCCUUCUGAUGCACUUUUAGUGCAUAUUCAAAUAUUUUUAUUUACUUGUUCAAA
Vitis vinifera (wine grape) is the source of this 1568-nucleotide messenger RNA. RefSeq names its product probable sugar phosphate/phosphate translocator At4g32390. Lineage: Eukaryota; Viridiplantae; Streptophyta; Magnoliopsida; Vitales; Vitaceae. Bases 144 to 1196 code for a protein of 350 amino acids. The record is from RefSeq and is a predicted model, not a curated record. Gene Ontology annotation, molecular function: antiporter activity. Gene Ontology annotation, cellular component: trans-Golgi network; endosome; Golgi apparatus. The transcript has a single exon.